AUGAUCCAACCGGUCCAUUGGACGAACAGGCCCGUUGGUCCAACCGGUCCAUUGGACCAACAGGCCAGUUGGUCGAACCGCCCAUCCGCACCACCAGCCCCCUCCCACCCUUCUCUCCCCCCCUGCCUUUCCCUCUCUCUCUCUCUCUCUCUUUCUCACACACACACGCACACUCCCCUCCCCCACCCCCCACCCACGUCCUCCCAUUCCGCCCCUCCUUGCCCCUUUCCCACCCCCUCGCACGCCCCUCACCUCCCACCUCCGUGCAACUGGUUUCCCCCCUAUGGUGCCUCCCUUGCAUCGCUCGCCCCUCUGCUCACCCUUUGCCCGCCCCUUUUCCGUGCCCUCAGCUGGCCCAGCCCCUGCCCGUUGCUGCCCCUCCCCUUGCCCCCUCAACUCCCCUGCCCCCCGUACACCCCAGUCCCAUCCAACCGCCCCCACCCUCCCCCGGCUGCCCGUUUCCGCUCUCCACCCCCGCGACCGUGUGCAGGCUUCCAACCGCCCAACGGUUGUGCGCACGGGGCGUUUCUUCGCACGGGCAAGCCUCCCCGGGGGGCCCCCACCCCGCUGAGUCGUUGUUCGGGUCACACCCCCUGCCCCCUCAUGCCAUCCGCUCCCCCCGCCCCCACCCUCCGCGUGCCCGCUCCCUUGCCGCCUCUUUUGACCCUCCCUGCCCCCCUCGCCGUUUCCCACCACCCGCCAUUCGCUCCUCCCCGCCCGUGCGCUCCCCUCGUUUACCUUCUCCUCCCCCCUCCCCUCCUCUGCUGCACGCCUCUUCCUUCCCCUCGCCGACCCACUCCACUCCCUGCCCCUCCUCAAUCCGCACCCUGCCCCUCGUAUCUCGCCCCCCUAUGCUUGGUUUCUCCCCUCCCUGCCCCUCGCCGCCUUUCUCCGCUCCCCACCUCCCCUCUCUCCCUGCCCCUCCACUCUCCCCCCCUUGCCCUUGGCUUCCUACCUCCCUGCCCCACCUUUUCCCCCCUCCGUGUGCUCAGCUUCUCCCCUCCCUGCCCCUCCCUCCUCCCCUGCCCUGCCCCUCAUUUUCCGCCCCCCCACGCCCGGUUUCUCCCCUCCCCGCGCCUCCCUUUCUUUCUCCGUGCCUCUCCUUUGCUCCCUCCCUGCCCCCGCCUGCCCUAUGCCCCUGUCUUUGGCUUCUCCCCUCCCUGCCCCACGUUUCUUCCCUCCCUGCCCCCCCUCUGCCCCUCCCUUGUUUUCCCCUCACCCAUUGCUUCUCCCCUCCCUGCCCUUGAUUUCCCGCACCCCUGCCCUUGUUUCCUACCAUCCAUGCCCCUCGUUUCCCCCCUUUGUACGUUCAGCCUCUUCCCUCCCUGCCCCUCCCCUCCUCCCCCCCUGCCCUUUGCGUUCCCCUCGUUACGCUCCCUUCUCCCCAUCCCUGCUGCCCUCUUGCCACCAUCAGCCCAUCCGCACCACCAGCCCCCCUCCCACCCUUCUCUCCCCCCCUCCCUUUCCCUCUCUCUCUCUCUCUCUCUCUCUCUCUUUCUCACACACACACGCACACUCCCCUCCCCCACCCCCCACCCACGUCCUCCCAUUCCGCCCCUCCCUGCCCCUUUCCCACCCCCUCGCACGCCCCUCACCUCCCACCUCCGUGCAACUGGUUUCCCCCCUAUGGUGCCUCCCUUGCAUCGCUCGCCCCUCUGCUCACCCUCUGCCCGCCCCUUUUCCGUGCCCUCAGCUGGCCCAGCCCCUGCCCGUUGCUGCCCCUCCCCUUGCCCCCUCAACUCCCCUGCCCCCCGUACACCCCAGUCCCAUCCAACCGCCCCCACCCUCCCCCGGCUGCCCGUUUCCGCUCUCCACCCCCGCGACCUCACACCCCCUGCCUCCUCAUGCCAUCCGCUCCCCCCCGCCCCCACCCUCCGCGUGCCCGCUCCCUUGCCGCCUCUUUUGACCCUCCCUGCCCCCCUCGCCGUUUCCCACCGCCCGCCAUUCGCUCCUCCCCGCCCGUGCGCUCCCCUCGUUUACCUUCUCCUCCCCCCUCCCCUCCUCUGCUGCACGCCUCUUCCUUCCCCUCGCCGACCCACUCCACUCCCUGCCCCUCCUCAAUCCGCACCCUGCCCCUCGUAUCUCGCCCCCCUAUGCUUGGUUUCUCCCCUCCCUGCCCCUCGCCGCCUUUCUCCGCUCCCCACCUCCCCCCUCUCCCUGCUCCCCCACUCUCCCCCCCUUGCCCUUGGCUUCCUACCUCCCUGCCCCACCUUUCCCCCCUCCGUGUGCUCAGCUUCUCCCCUCCCUGCCCCUCCCUCCUCCCCGCCCUGCCCCUCAUUUUCCGCCCCCCCACGCCCGGUUUCUCCCCUCCCCGCGCCUCCCUUUCUUUCUCCGUGCCUCUCCUUUGCUCCCUCCCUGCCCCCGCCUGCCCAUGCCCCUGUCUUUGGCUUCUCCCCUCCCUGCCCCACGUUUCUUCCCUCCCUGCCCCCCCUCUGCCCCUCCCUUGUUUUCCCCUCACCCAUUGCUUCUCCCCUCCCUGCCCUUGAUUUCCCGCACCCCUGCCCUUGUUUCCUACCAUCCAUGCCCCUCGUUUCCCCCCUUUGUACGUUCAGCCUCUUCCCUCCCUGCCCCUCCCCUCCUCCCCCCCUGCCCUUUGCGUUCCCCUCGUUACGCUCCCUUCUCCCCAUCCCUGCUGCCCUCUUGCCACCAUCAGCCCAUCCGCACCACCAGCCCCCCUCCCACCCUUCUCUCCCCCCCCUCCCUUUCCCUCUCUCUCUCUCUCUCUCUCUCUUUCUCACACACACACGCACACUCCCCUCCCCCACCCCCCACCCACGUCCUCCCAUUCCGCCCCUCCCUGCCCCUUUCCCACCCCCUCGCACGCCCCUCACCUCCCACCUCCGUGCAACUGGUUUCCCCCCUAUGGUGCCUCCCUUGCAUCGCUCGCCCCUCUGCUCACCCUCUGCCCGCCCCUUUUCCGUGCCCUCAGCUGGCCCAGCCCCUGCCCGUUGCUGCCCCUCCCCUUGCCCCCUCAACUCCCCUGCCCCCCGUACACCCCAGUCCCAUCCAACCGCCCCCACCCUCCCCCGGCUGCCCGUUUCCGCUCUCCACCCCCGCGACCUCACACCCCCUGCCUCCUCAUGCCAUCCGCUCCCCCCCGCCCCCACCCUCCGCGUGCCCGCUCCCUUGCCGCCUCUUUUGACCCUCCCUGCCCCCCUCGCCGUUUCCCACCGCCCGCCAUUCGCUCCUCCCCGCCCGUGCGCUCCCCUCGUUUACCUUCUCCUCCCCCCUCCCCUCCUCUGCUGCACGCCUCUUCCUUCCCCUCGCCGACCCACUCCACUCCCUGCCCCUCCUCAAUCCGCACCCUGCCCCUCGUAUCUCGCCCCCCUAUGCUUGGUUUCUCCCCUCCCUGCCCCUCGCCGCCUUUCUCCGCUCCCCACCUCCCCCCUCUCCCUGCUCCCCCACUCUCCCCCCCUUGCCCUUGGCUUCCUACCUCCCUGCCCCACCUUUCCCCCCUCCGUGUGCUCAGCUUCUCCCCUCCCUGCCCCUCCCUCCUCCCCGCCCUGCCCCUCAUUUUCCGCCCCCCCACGCCCGGUUUCUCCCCUCCCCGCGCCUCCCUUUCUUUCUCCGUGCCUCUCCUUUGCUCCCUCCCUGCCCCCGCCUGCCCAUGCCCCUGUCUUUGGCUUCUCCCCUCCCUGCCCCACGUUUCUUCCCUCCCUGCCCCCCCUCUGCCCCUCCCUUGUUUUCCCCUCACCCAUUGCUUCUCCCCUCCCUGCCCUUGAUUUCCCGCACCCCUGCCCUUGUUUCCUACCAUCCAUGCCCCUCGUUUCCCCCCUUUGUACGUUCAGCCUCUUCCCUCCCUGCCCCUCCCCUCCUCCCCCCCUGCCCUUUGCGUUCCCCUCGUUACGCUCCCUUCUCCCCAUCCCUGCUGCCCUCUUGCCACCAUCAGCCCAUCCGCACCACCAGCCCCCCUCCCACCCUUCUCUCCCCCCCUCCCUUUCCCUCUCUCUCUCUCUCUCUCUCUCUCUCUCUCUCUCUUUCUCACACACACACGCACACUCCCCUCCCCCACCCCCCACCCACGUCCUCCCAUUCCGCCCCUCCCUGCCCCUUUCCCACCCCCUCGCACGCCCCUCACCUCCCACCUCCGUGCAACUGGUUUCCCCCCUAUGGUGCCUCCCUUGCAUCGCUCGCCCCUCUGCUCACCCUCUGCCCGCCCCUUUUCCGUGCCCUCAGCUGGCCCAGCCCCUGCCCGUUGCUGCCCCUCCCCUUGCCCCCUCAACUCCCCUGCCCCCCGUACACCCCAGUCCCAUCCAACCGCCCCCACCCUCCCCCGGCUGCCCGUUUCCGCUCUCCACCCCCGCGACCGUGUGCGGCUUCCAACCGCCCAACGGUGGUGCGCACGGGGCGUUUCUUCGCACGGGCAAGCCUCCCCGGGGGGCCCCCACCCCGCUGAGUCGUUUCACACCCCCUGCCUCCUCAUGCCAUCCGCUCCCCCCCGCCCCCACCCUCCGCGUGCCCGCUCCCUUGCCGCCUCUUUUGACCCUCCCUGCCCCCCUCGCCGUUUCCCACCGCCCGCCAUUCGCUCCUCCCCGCCCGUGCGCUCCCCUCGUUUACCUUCUCCUCCCCCCUCCCCUCCUCUGCUGCACGCCUCUUCCUUCCCCUCGCCGACCCACUCCACUCCCUGCCCCUCCUCAAUCCGCACCCUGCCCCUCGUAUCUCGCCCCCCUAUGCUUGGUUUCUCCCCUCCCUGCCCCUCGCCGCCUUUCUCCGCUCCCCACCUCCCCCCUCUCCCUGCUCCCCCACUCUCCCCCCCUUGCCCUUGGCUUCCUACCUCCCUGCCCCACCUUUCCCCCCUCCGUGUGCUCAGCUUCUCCCCUCCCUGCCCCUCCCUCCUCCCCGCCCUGCCCCUCAUUUUCCGCCCCCCCACGCCCGGUUUCUCCCCUCCCCGCGCCUCCCUUUCUUUCUCCGUGCCUCUCCUUUGCUCCCUCCCUGCCCCCGCCUGCCCAUGCCCCUGUCUUUGGCUUCUCCCCUCCCUGCCCCACGUUUCUUCCCUCCCUGCCCCCCCUCUGCCCCUCCCUUGUUUUCCCCUCACCCAUUGCUUCUCCCCUCCCUGCCCUUGAUUUCCCGCACCCCUGCCCUUGUUUCCUACCAUCCAUGCCCCUCGUUUCCCCCCUUUGUACGUUCAGCCUCUUCCCUCCCUGCCCCUCCCCUCCUCCCCCCCUGCCCUUUGCGUUCCCCUCGUUACGCUCCCUUCUCCCCAUCCCUGCUGCCCUCUUGCCACCAUCAGCCCAUCCGCACCACCAGCCCCCCUCCCACCCUUCUCUCCCCCCCUCCCUUUCCCUCUCUCUCUCUCUCUCUCUCUCUCUCUCUCUCUUUCUCACACACACACGCACACUCCCCUCCCCCACCCCCCACCCACGUCCUCCCAUUCCGCCCCUCCCUGCCCCUUUCCCACCCCCUCGCACGCCCCUCACCUCCCACCUCCGUGCAACUGGUUUCCCCCCUAUGGUGCCUCCCUUGCAUCGCUCGCCCCUCUGCUCACCCUCUGCCCGCCCCUUUUCCGUGCCCUCAGCUGGCCCAGCCCCUGCCCGUUGCUGCCCCUCCCCUUGCCCCCUCAACUCCCCUGCCCCCCGUACACCCCAGUCCCAUCCAACCGCCCCCACCCUCCCCCGGCUGCCCGUUUCCGCUCUCCACCCCCGCGACCUCACACCCCCUGCCUCCUCAUGCCAUCCGCUCCCCCCCGCCCCCACCCUCCGCGUGCCCGCUCCCUUGCCGCCUCUUUUGACCCUCCCUGCCCCCCUCGCCGUUUCCCACCGCCCGCCAUUCGCUCCUCCCCGCCCGUGCGCUCCCCUCGUUUACCUUCUCCUCCCCCCUCCCCUCCUCUGCUGCACGCCUCUUCCUUCCCCUCGCCGACCCACUCCACUCCCUGCCCCUCCUCAAUCCGCACCCUGCCCCUCGUAUCUCGCCCCCCUAUGCUUGGUUUCUCCCCUCCCUGCCCCUCGCCGCCUUUCUCCGCUCCCCACCUCCCCCCUCUCCCUGCUCCCCCACUCUCCCCCCCUUGCCCUUGGCUUCCUACCUCCCUGCCCCACCUUUCCCCCCUCCGUGUGCUCAGCUUCUCCCCUCCCUGCCCCUCCCUCCUCCCCGCCCUGCCCCUCAUUUUCCGCCCCCCCACGCCCGGUUUCUCCCCUCCCCGCGCCUCCCUUUCUUUCUCCGUGCCUCUCCUUUGCUCCCUCCCUGCCCCCGCCUGCCCAUGCCCCUGUCUUUGGCUUCUCCCCUCCCUGCCCCACGUUUCUUCCCUCCCUGCCCCCCCUCUGCCCCUCCCUUGUUUUCCCCUCACCCAUUGCUUCUCCCCUCCCUGCCCUUGAUUUCCCGCACCCCUGCCCUUGUUUCCUACCAUCCAUGCCCCUCGUUUCCCCCCUUUGUACGUUCAGCCUCUUCCCUCCCUGCCCCUCCCCUCCUCCCCCCCUGCCCUUUGCGUUCCCCUCGUUACGCUCCCUUCUCCCCAUCCCUGCUGCCCUCUUGCCACCAUCAGCCCAUCCGCACCACCAGCCCCCCUCCCACCCUUCUCUCCCCCCCUCCCUUUCCCUCUCUCUCUCUCUCUCUCUCUCUCUCUCUCUCUCUUUCUCACACACACACGCACACUCCCCUCCCCCACCCCCCACCCACGUCCUCCCAUUCCGCCCCUCCCUGCCCCUUUCCCACCCCCUCGCACGCCCCUCACCUCCCACCUCCGUGCAACUGGUUUCCCCCCUAUGGUGCCUCCCUUGCAUCGCUCGCCCCUCUGCUCACCCUCUGCCCGCCCCUUUUCCGUGCCCUCAGCUGGCCCAGCCCCUGCCCGUUGCUGCCCCUCCCCUUGCCCCCUCAACUCCCCUGCCCCCCGUACACCCCAGUCCCAUCCAACCGCCCCCACCCUCCCCCGGCUGCCCGUUUCCGCUCUCCACCCCCGCGACCGUGUGCGGCUUCCAACCGCCCAACGGUGGUGCGCACGGGGCGUUUCUUCGCACGGGCAAGCCUCCCCGGGGGGCCCCCACCCCGCUGAGUCGUUUCACACCCCCUGCCUCCUCAUGCCAUCCGCUCCCCCCCGCCCCCACCCUCCGCGUGCCCGCUCCCUUGCCGCCUCUUUUGACCCUCCCUGCCCCCCUCGCCGUUUCCCACCGCCCGCCAUUCGCUCCUCCCCGCCCGUGCGCUCCCCUCGUUUACCUUCUCCUCCCCCCUCCCCUCCUCUGCUGCACGCCUCUUCCUUCCCCUCGCCGACCCACUCCACUCCCUGCCCCUCCUCAAUCCGCACCCUGCCCCUCGUAUCUCGCCCCCCUAUGCUUGGUUUCUCCCCUCCCUGCCCCUCGCCGCCUUUCUCCGCUCCCCACCUCCCCCCUCUCCCUGCUCCCCCACUCUCCCCCCCUUGCCCUUGGCUUCCUACCUCCCUGCCCCACCUUUCCCCCCUCCGUGUGCUCAGCUUCUCCCCUCCCUGCCCCUCCCUCCUCCCCGCCCUGCCCCUCAUUUUCCGCCCCCCCACGCCCGGUUUCUCCCCUCCCCGCGCCUCCCUUUCUUUCUCCGUGCCUCUCCUUUGCUCCCUCCCUGCCCCCGCCUGCCCAUGCCCCUGUCUUUGGCUUCUCCCCUCCCUGCCCCACGUUUCUUCCCUCCCUGCCCCCCCUCUGCCCCUCCCUUGUUUUCCCCUCACCCAUUGCUUCUCCCCUCCCUGCCCUUGAUUUCCCGCACCCCUGCCCUUGUUUCCUACCAUCCAUGCCCCUCGUUUCCCCCCUUUGUACGUUCAGCCUCUUCCCUCCCUGCCCCUCCCCUCCUCCCCCCCUGCCCUUUGCGUUCCCCUCGUUACGCUCCCUUCUCCCCAUCCCUGCUGCCCUCUUGCCACCAUCAGCCCAUCCGCACCACCAGCCCCCCUCCCACCCUUCUCUCCCCCCCUCCCUUUCCCUCUCUCUCUCUCUCUCUCUCUCUCUCUCUCUUUCUCACACACACACGCACACUCCCCUCCCCCACCCCCCACCCACGUCCUCCCAUUCCGCCCCUCCCUGCCCCUUUCCCACCCCCUCGCACGCCCCUCACCUCCCACCUCCGUGCAACUGGUUUCCCCCCUAUGGUGCCUCCCUUGCAUCGCUCGCCCCUCUGCUCACCCUCUGCCCGCCCCUUUUCCGUGCCCUCAGCUGGCCCAGCCCCUGCCCGUUGCUGCCCCUCCCCUUGCCCCCUCAACUCCCCUGCCCCCCGUACACCCCAGUCCCAUCCAACCGCCCCCACCCUCCCCCGGCUGCCCGUUUCCGCUCUCCACCCCCGCGACCGUUCACACCCCCUGCCUCCUCAUGCCAUCCGCUCCCCCCCGCCCCCACCCUCCGCGUGCCCGCUCCCUUGCCGCCUCUUUUGACCCUCCCUGCCCCCCUCGCCGUUUCCCACCGCCCGCCAUUCGCUCCUCCCCGCCCGUGCGCUCCCCUCGUUUACCUUCUCCUCCCCCCUCCCCUCCUCUGCUGCACGCCUCUUCCUUCCCCUCGCCGACCCACUCCACUCCCUGCCCCUCCUCAAUCCGCACCCUGCCCCUCGUAUCUCGCCCCCCUAUGCUUGGUUUCUCCCCUCCCUGCCCCUCGCCGCCUUUCUCCGCUCCCCACCUCCCCCCUCUCCCUGCUCCCCCACUCUCCCCCCCUUGCCCUUGGCUUCCUACCUCCCUGCCCCACCUUUCCCCCCUCCGUGUGCUCAGCUUCUCCCCUCCCUGCCCCUCCCUCCUCCCCGCCCUGCCCCUCAUUUUCCGCCCCCCCACGCCCGGUUUCUCCCCUCCCCGCGCCUCCCUUUCUUUCUCCGUGCCUCUCCUUUGCUCCCUCCCUGCCCCCGCCUGCCCAUGCCCCUGUCUUUGGCUUCUCCCCUCCCUGCCCCACGUUUCUUCCCUCCCUGCCCCCCCUCUGCCCCUCCCUUGUUUUCCCCUCACCCAUUGCUUCUCCCCUCCCUGCCCUUGAUUUCCCGCACCCCUGCCCUUGUUUCCUACCAUCCAUGCCCCUCGUUUCCCCCCUUUGUACGUUCAGCCUCUUCCCUCCCUGCCCCUCCCCUCCUCCCCCCCUGCCCUUUGCGUUCCCCUCGUUACGCUCCCUUCUCCCCAUCCCUGCUGCCCUCUUGCCACCAUCAGCCCAUCCGCACCACCAGCCCCCCUCCCACCCUUCUCUCCCCCCCUCCCUUUCCCUCUCUCUCUCUCUCUCUCUCUCUCUCUCUCUUUCUCACACACACACGCACACUCCCCUCCCCCACCCCCCACCCACGUCCUCCCAUUCCGCCCCUCCCUGCCCCUUUCCCACCCCCUCGCACGCCCCUCACCUCCCACCUCCGUGCAACUGGUUUCCCCCCUAUGGUGCCUCCCUUGCAUCGCUCGCCCCUCUGCUCACCCUCUGCCCGCCCCUUUUCCGUGCCCUCAGCUGGCCCAGCCCCUGCCCGUUGCUGCCCCUCCCCUUGCCCCCUCAACUCCCCUGCCCCCCGUACACCCCAGUCCCAUCCAACCGCCCCCACCCUCCCCCGGCUGCCCGUUUCCGCUCUCCACCCCCGCGACCGUUCACACCCCCUGCCUCCUCAUGCCAUCCGCUCCCCCCCGCCCCCACCCUCCGCGUGCCCGCUCCCUUGCCGCCUCUUUUGACCCUCCCUGCCCCCCUCGCCGUUUCCCACCGCCCGCCAUUCGCUCCUCCCCGCCCGUGCGCUCCCCUCGUUUACCUUCUCCUCCCCCCUCCCCUCCUCUGCUGCACGCCUCUUCCUUCCCCUCGCCGACCCACUCCACUCCCUGCCCCUCCUCAAUCCGCACCCUGCCCCUCGUAUCUCGCCCCCCUAUGCUUGGUUUCUCCCCUCCCUGCCCCUCGCCGCCUUUCUCCGCUCCCCACCUCCCCCCUCUCCCUGCUCCCCCACUCUCCCCCCCUUGCCCUUGGCUUCCUACCUCCCUGCCCCACCUUUCCCCCCUCCGUGUGCUCAGCUUCUCCCCUCCCUGCCCCUCCCUCCUCCCCGCCCUGCCCCUCAUUUUCCGCCCCCCCACGCCCGGUUUCUCCCCUCCCCGCGCCUCCCUUUCUUUCUCCGUGCCUCUCCUUUGCUCCCUCCCUGCCCCCGCCUGCCCAUGCCCCUGUCUUUGGCUUCUCCCCUCCCUGCCCCACGUUUCUUCCCUCCCUGCCCCCCCUCUGCCCCUCCCUUGUUUUCCCCUCACCCAUUGCUUCUCCCCUCCCUGCCCUUGAUUUCCCGCACCCCUGCCCUUGUUUCCUACCAUCCAUGCCCCUCGUUUCCCCCCUUUGUACGUUCAGCCUCUUCCCUCCCUGCCCCUCCCCUCCUCCCCCCCUGCCCUUUGCGUUCCCCUCGCUUACGCUCCCUUCUCCCCAUCCCUGCUGCCCUCUUGCCACCAUCAGCCCAUCCGCACCACCAGCCCCCCUCCCACCCUUCUCUCCCCCCCUCCCUUUCCCUCUCUCUCUCUCUCUCUCUCUCUCUUUCUCACACACACACGCACACUCCCCUCCCCCACCCCCCACCCACGUCCUCCCAUUCCGCCCCUCCCUGCCCCUUUCCCACCCCCUCGCACGCCCCUCACCUCCCACCUCCGUGCAACUGGUUUCCCCCCUAUGGUGCCUCCCUUGCAUCGCUCGCCCCGCUGCUCACCCUCUGCCCGCCCCUUUUCCGUGCCCUCAGCUGGCCCAGCCCCUGCCCGUUGCUGCCCCUCCCCUUGCCCCCUCAACUCCCCUGCCCCCCGUACACCCCAGUCCCAUCCAACCGCCCCCACCCUCCCCCGGCUGCCCGUUUCCGCUCUCCACCCCCGCGACCGUGUGCGGCUUCCAACCGCCCAACGGUGGUGCGCACGGGGCGUUUCUUCGCACGGGCAAGCCUCCCCGGGGGGCCCCCACCCCGCUGAGUCGUUUCACACCCCCUGCCUCCUCAUGCCAUCCGCUCCCCCCCGCCCCCACCCUCCGCGUGCCCGCUCCCUUGCCGCCUCUUUUGACCCUCCCUGCCCCCCUCGCCGUUUCCCACCGCCCGCCAUUCGCUCCUCCCCGCCCGUGCGCUCCCCUCGUUUACCUUCUCCUCCCCCCUCCCCUCCUCUGCUGCACGCCUCUUCCUUCCCCUCGCCGACCCACUCCACUCCCUGCCCCUCCUCAAUCCGCACCCUGCCCCUCGUAUCUCGCCCCCCUAUGCUUGGUUUCUCCCCUCCCUGCCCCUCGCCGCCUUUCUCCGCUCCCCACCUCCCCCCUCUCCCUGCUCCCCCACUCUCCCCCCCUUGCCCUUGGCUUCCUACCUCCCUGCCCCACCUUUCCCCCCUCCGUGUGCUCAGCUUCUCCCCUCCCUGCCCCUCCCUCCUCCCCGCCCUGCCCCUCAUUUUCCGCCCCCCCACGCCCGGUUUCUCCCCUCCCCGCGCCUCCCUUUCUUUCUCCGUGCCUCUCCUUUGCUCCCUCCCUGCCCCCGCCUGCCCAUGCCCCUGUCUUUGGCUUCUCCCCUCCCUGCCCCACGUUUCUUCCCUCCCUGCCCCCCCUCUGCCCCUCCCUUGUUUUCCCCUCACCCAUUGCUUCUCCCCUCCCUGCCCUUGAUUUCCCGCACCCCUGCCCUUGUUUCCUACCAUCCAUGCCCCUCGUUUCCCCCCUUUGUACGUUCAGCCUCUUCCCUCCCUGCCCCUCCCCUCCUCCCCCCCUGCCCUUUGCGUUCCCCUCGUUACGCUCCCUUCUCCCCAUCCCUGCUGCCCUCUUGCCACCAUCAGCCCAUCCGCACCACCAGCCCCCCUCCCACCCUUCUCUCCCCCCCUCCCUUUCCCUCUCUCUCUCUCUCUCUCUCUCUCUCUCUCUUUCUCACACACACACGCACACUCCCCUCCCCCACCCCCCACCCACGUCCUCCCAUUCCGCCCCUCCCUGCCCCUUUCCCACCCCCUCGCACGCCCCUCACCUCCCACCUCCGUGCAACUGGUUUCCCCCCUAUGGUGCCUCCCUUGCAUCGCUCGCCCCUCUGCUCACCCUCUGCCCGCCCCUUUUCCGUGCCCUCAGCUGGCCCAGCCCCUGCCCGUUGCUGCCCCUCCCCUUGCCCCCUCAACUCCCCUGCCCCCCGUACACCCCAGUCCCAUCCAACCGCCCCCACCCUCCCCCGGCUGCCCGUUUCCGCUCUCCACCCCCGCGACCGUUCACACCCCCUGCCUCCUCAUGCCAUCCGCUCCCCCCCGCCCCCACCCUCCGCGUGCCCGCUCCCUUGCCGCCUCUUUUGACCCUCCCUGCCCCCCUCGCCGUUUCCCACCGCCCGCCAUUCGCUCCUCCCCGCCCGUGCGCUCCCCUCGUUUACCUUCUCCUCCCCCCUCCCCUCCUCUGCUGCACGCCUCUUCCUUCCCCUCGCCGACCCACUCCACUCCCUGCCCCUCCUCAAUCCGCACCCUGCCCCUCGUAUCUCGCCCCCCUAUGCUUGGUUUCUCCCCUCCCUGCCCCUCGCCGCCUUUCUCCGCUCCCCACCUCCCCCCUCUCCCUGCUCCCCCACUCUCCCCCCCUUGCCCUUGGCUUCCUACCUCCCUGCCCCACCUUUCCCCCCUCCGUGUGCUCAGCUUCUCCCCUCCCUGCCCCUCCCUCCUCCCCGCCCUGCCCCUCAUUUUCCGCCCCCCCACGCCCGGUUUCUCCCCUCCCCGCGCCUCCCUUUCUUUCUCCGUGCCUCUCCUUUGCUCCCUCCCUGCCCCCGCCUGCCCAUGCCCCUGUCUUUGGCUUCUCCCCUCCCUGCCCCACGUUUCUUCCCUCCCUGCCCCCCCUCUGCCCCUCCCUUGUUUUCCCCUCACCCAUUGCUUCUCCCCUCCCUGCCCUUGAUUUCCCGCACCCCUGCCCUUGUUUCCUACCAUCCAUGCCCCUCGUUUCCCCCCUUUGUACGUUCAGCCUCUUCCCUCCCUGCCCCUCCCCUCCUCCCCCCCUGCCCUUUGCGUUCCCCUCGCUUACGCUCCCUUCUCCCCAUCCCUGCUGCCCUCUUGCCACCAUCAGCCCAUCCGCACCACCAGCCCCCCUCCCACCCUUCUCUCCCCCCCUCCCUUUCCCUCUCUCUCUCUCUCUCUCUCUCUCUCUUUCUCACACACACACGCACACUCCCCUCCCCCACCCCCCACCCACGUCCUCCCAUUCCGCCCCUCCCUGCCCCUUUCCCACCCCCUCGCACGCCCCUCACCUCCCACCUCCGUGCAACUGGUUUCCCCCCUAUGGUGCCUCCCUUGCAUCGCUCGCCCCUCUGCUCACCCUCUGCCCGCCCCUUUUCCGUGCCCUCAGCUGGCCCAGCCCCUGCCCGUUGCUGCCCCUCCCCUUGCCCCCUCAACUCCCCUGCCCCCCGUACACCCCAGUCCCAUCCAACCGCCCCCACCCUCCCCCGGCUGCCCGUUUCCGCUCUCCACCCCCGCGACCGUUCACACCCCCUGCCUCCUCAUGCCAUCCGCUCCCCCCCGCCCCCACCCUCCGCGUGCCCGCUCCCUUGCCGCCUCUUUUGACCCUCCCUGCCCCCCUCGCCGUUUCCCACCGCCCGCCAUUCGCUCCUCCCCGCCCGUGCGCUCCCCUCGUUUACCUUCUCCUCCCCCCUCCCCUCCUCUGCUGCACGCCUCUUCCUUCCCCUCGCCGACCCACUCCACUCCCUGCCCCUCCUCAAUCCGCACCCUGCCCCUCGUAUCUCGCCCCCCUAUGCUUGGUUUCUCCCCUCCCUGCCCCUCGCCGCCUUUCUCCGCUCCCCACCUCCCCCCUCUCCCUGCUCCCCCACUCUCCCCCCCUUGCCCUUGGCUUCCUACCUCCCUGCCCCACCUUUCCCCCCUCCGUGUGCUCAGCUUCUCCCCUCCCUGCCCCUCCCUCCUCCCCGCCCUGCCCCUCAUUUUCCGCCCCCCCACGCCCGGUUUCUCCCCUCCCCGCGCCUCCCUUUCUUUCUCCGUGCCUCUCCUUUGCUCCCUCCCUGCCCCCGCCUGCCCAUGCCCCUGUCUUUGGCUUCUCCCCUCCCUGCCCCACGUUUCUUCCCUCCCUGCCCCCCCUCUGCCCCUCCCUUGUUUUCCCCUCACCCAUUGCUUCUCCCCUCCCUGCCCUUGAUUUCCCGCACCCCUGCCCUUGUUUCCUACCAUCCAUGCCCCUCGUUUCCCCCCUUUGUACGUUCAGCCUCUUCCCUCCCUGCCCCUCCCCUCCUCCCCCCCUGCCCUUUGCGUUCCCCUCGUUACGCUCCCUUCUCCCCAUCCCUGCUGCCCUCUUGCCACCAUCAGCCCAUCCGCACCACCAGCCCCCCUCCCACCCUUCUCUCCCCCCCUCCCUUUCCCUCUCUCUCUCUCUCUCUCUCUCUCUCUCUUUCUCACACACACACGCACACUCCCCUCCCCCACCCCCCACCCACGUCCUCCCAUUCCGCCCCUCCCUGCCCCUUUCCCACCCCCUCGCACGCCCCUCACCUCCCACCUCCGUGCAACUGGUUUCCCCCCUAUGGUGCCUCCCUUGCAUCGCUCGCCCCUCUGCUCACCCUCUGCCCGCCCCUUUUCCGUGCCCUCAGCUGGCCCAGCCCCUGCCCGUUGCUGCCCCUCCCCUUGCCCCCUCAACUCCCCUGCCCCCCGUACACCCCAGUCCCAUCCAACCGCCCCCACCCUCCCCCGGCUGCCCGUUUCCGCUCUCCACCCCCGCGACCGUGUGCGGCUUCCAACCGCCCAACGGUGGUGCGCACGGGGCGUUUCUUCGCACGGGCAAGCCUCCCCGGGGGGCCCCCACCCCGCUGAGUCGUUUCACACCCCCUGCCUCCUCAUGCCAUCCGCUCCCCCCCGCCCCCACCCUCCGCGUGCCCGCUCCCUUGCCGCCUCUUUUGACCCUCCCUGCCCCCCUCGCCGUUUCCCACCGCCCGCCAUUCGCUCCUCCCCGCCCGUGCGCUCCCCUCGUUUACCUUCUCCUCCCCCCUCCCCUCCUCUGCUGCACGCCUCUUCCUUCCCCUCGCCGACCCACUCCACUCCCUGCCCCUCCUCAAUCCGCACCCUGCCCCUCGUAUCUCGCCCCCCUAUGCUUGGUUUCUCCCCUCCCUGCCCCUCGCCGCCUUUCUCCGCUCCCCACCUCCCCCCUCUCCCUGCUCCCCCACUCUCCCCCCCUUGCCCUUGGCUUCCUACCUCCCUGCCCCACCUUUCCCCCCUCCGUGUGCUCAGCUUCUCCCCUCCCUGCCCCUCCCUCCUCCCCGCCCUGCCCCUCAUUUUCCGCCCCCCCACGCCCGGUUUCUCCCCUCCCCGCGCCUCCCUUUCUUUCUCCGUGCCUCUCCUUUGCUCCCUCCCUGCCCCCGCCUGCCCAUGCCCCUGUCUUUGGCUUCUCCCCUCCCUGCCCCACGUUUCUUCCCUCCCUGCCCCCCCUCUGCCCCUCCCUUGUUUUCCCCUCACCCAUUGCUUCUCCCCUCCCUGCCCUUGAUUUCCCGCACCCCUGCCCUUGUUUCCUACCAUCCAUGCCCCUCGUUUCCCCCCUUUGUACGUUCAGCCUCUUCCCUCCCUGCCCCUCCCCUCCUCCCCCCCUGCCCUUUGCGUUCCCCUCGCUACGCUCCCUUCUCCCCAUCCCUGCUGCCCUCUUGCCACCAUCAGCCCAUCCGCACCACCAGCCCCCCUCCCACCCUUCUCUCCCCCCCUCCCUUUCCCUCUCUCUCUCUCUCUCUCUCUCUCUCUCUCUUUCUCACACACACACGCACACUCCCCUCCCCCACCCCCCACCCACGUCCUCCCAUUCCGCCCCUCCCUGCCCCUUUCCCACCCCCUCGCACGCCCCUCACCUCCCACCUCCGUGCAACUGGUUUCCCCCCUAUGGUGCCUCCCUUGCAUCGCUCGCCCCUCUGCUCACCCUCUGCCCGCCCCUUUUCCGUGCCCUCAGCUGGCCCAGCCCCUGCCCGUUGCUGCCCCUCCCCUUGCCCCCUCAACUCCCCUGCCCCCCGUACACCCCAGUCCCAUCCAACCGCCCCCACCCUCCCCCGGCUGCCCGUUUCCGCUCUCCACCCCCGCGACCGUUCACACCCCCUGCCUCCUCAUGCCAUCCGCUCCCCCCCGCCCCCACCCUCCGCGUGCCCGCUCCCUUGCCGCCUCUUUUGACCCUCCCUGCCCCCCUCGCCGUUUCCCACCGCCCGCCAUUCGCUCCUCCCCGCCCGUGCGCUCCCCUCGUUUACCUUCUCCUCCCCCCUCCCCUCCUCUGCUGCACGCCUCUUCCUUCCCCUCGCCGACCCACUCCACUCCCUGCCCCUCCUCAAUCCGCACCCUGCCCCUCGUAUCUCGCCCCCCUAUGCUUGGUUUCUCCCCUCCCUGCCCCUCGCCGCCUUUCUCCGCUCCCCACCUCCCCCCUCUCCCUGCUCCCCCACUCUCCCCCCCUUGCCCUUGGCUUCCUACCUCCCUGCCCCACCUUUCCCCCCUCCGUGUGCUCAGCUUCUCCCCUCCCUGCCCCUCCCUCCUCCCCGCCCUGCCCCUCAUUUUCCGCCCCCCCACGCCCGGUUUCUCCCCUCCCCGCGCCUCCCUUUCUUUCUCCGUGCCUCUCCUUUGCUCCCUCCCUGCCCCCGCCUGCCCAUGCCCCUGUCUUUGGCUUCUCCCCUCCCUGCCCCACGUUUCUUCCCUCCCUGCCCCCCCUCUGCCCCUCCCUUGUUUUCCCCUCACCCAUUGCUUCUCCCCUCCCUGCCCUUGAUUUCCCGCACCCCUGCCCUUGUUUCCUACCAUCCAUGCCCCUCGUUUCCCCCCUUUGUACGUUCAGCCUCUUCCCUCCCUGCCCCUCCCCUCCUCCCCCCCUGCCCUUUGCGUUCCCCUCGUUACGCUCCCUUCUCCCCAUCCCUGCUGCCCUCUUGCCACCAUCAGCCCAUCCGCACCACCAGCCCCCCUCCCACCCUUCUCUCCCCCCCUCCCUUUCCCUCUCUCUCUCUCUCUCUCUCUCUCUCUCUCUUUCUCACACACACACGCACACUCCCCUCCCCCACCCCCCACCCACGUCCUCCCAUUCCGCCCCUCCCUGCCCCUUUCCCACCCCCUCGCACGCCCCUCACCUCCCACCUCCGUGCAACUGGUUUCCCCCCUAUGGUGCCUCCCUUGCAUCGCUCGCCCCUCUGCUCACCCUCUGCCCGCCCCUUUUCCGUGCCCUCAGCUGGCCCAGCCCCUGCCCGUUGCUGCCCCUCCCCUUGCCCCCUCAACUCCCCUGCCCCCCGUACACCCCAGUCCCAUCCAACCGCCCCCACCCUCCCCCGGCUGCCCGUUUCCGCUCUCCACCCCCGCGACCGUUCACACCCCCUGCCUCCUCAUGCCAUCCGCUCCCCCCCGCCCCCACCCUCCGCGUGCCCGCUCCCUUGCCGCCUCUUUUGACCCUCCCUGCCCCCCUCGCCGUUUCCCACCGCCCGCCAUUCGCUCCUCCCCGCCCGUGCGCUCCCCUCGUUUACCUUCUCCUCCCCCCUCCCCUCCUCUGCUGCACGCCUCUUCCUUCCCCUCGCCGACCCACUCCACUCCCUGCCCCUCCUCAAUCCGCACCCUGCCCCUCGUAUCUCGCCCCCCUAUGCUUGGUUUCUCCCCUCCCUGCCCCUCGCCGCCUUUCUCCGCUCCCCACCUCCCCCCUCUCCCUGCUCCCCCACUCUCCCCCCCUUGCCCUUGGCUUCCUACCUCCCUGCCCCACCUUUCCCCCCUCCGUGUGCUCAGCUUCUCCCCUCCCUGCCCCUCCCUCCUCCCCGCCCUGCCCCUCAUUUUCCGCCCCCCCACGCCCGGUUUCUCCCCUCCCCGCGCCUCCCUUUCUUUCUCCGUGCCUCUCCUUUGCUCCCUCCCUGCCCCCGCCUGCCCAUGCCCCUGUCUUUGGCUUCUCCCCUCCCUGCCCCACGUUUCUUCCCUCCCUGCCCCCCCUCUGCCCCUCCCUUGUUUUCCCCUCACCCAUUGCUUCUCCCCUCCCUGCCCUUGAUUUCCCGCACCCCUGCCCUUGUUUCCUACCAUCCAUGCCCCUCGUUUCCCCCCUUUGUACGUUCAGCCUCUUCCCUCCCUGCCCCUCCCCUCCUCCCCCCCUGCCCUUUGCGUUCCCCUCGUUACGCUCCCUUCUCCCCAUCCCUGCUGCCCUCUUGCCACCAUCAGCCCAUCCGCACCACCAGCCCCCCUCCCACCCUUCUCUCCCCCCCUCCCUUUCCCUCUCUCUCUCUCUCUCUCUCUCUCUCUCUUUCUCACACACACACGCACACUCCCCUCCCCCACCCCCCACCCACGUCCUCCCAUUCCGCCCCUCCCUGCCCCUUUCCCACCCCCUCGCACGCCCCUCACCUCCCACCUCCGUGCAACUGGUUUCCCCCCUAUGGUGCCUCCCUUGCAUCGCUCGCCCCUCUGCUCACCCUCUGCCCGCCCCUUUUCCGUGCCCUCAGCUGGCCCAGCCCCUGCCCGUUGCUGCCCCUCCCCUUGCCCCCUCAACUCCCCUGCCCCCCGUACACCCCAGUCCCAUCCAACCGCCCCCACCCUCCCCCGGCUGCCCGUUUCCGCUCUCCACCCCCGCGACCGUGUGCGGCUUCCAACCGCCCAACGGUGGUGCGCACGGGGCGUUUCUUCGCACGGGCAAGCCUCCCCGGGGGGCCCCCACCCCGCUGAGUCGUUUCACACCCCCUGCCUCCUCAUGCCAUCCGCUCCCCCCCGCCCCCACCCUCCGCGUGCCCGCUCCCUUGCCGCCUCUUUUGACCCUCCCUGCCCCCCUCGCCGUUUCCCACCGCCCGCCAUUCGCUCCUCCCCGCCCGUGCGCUCCCCUCGUUUACCUUCUCCUCCCCCCUCCCCUCCUCUGCUGCACGCCUCUUCCUUCCCCUCGCCGACCCACUCCACUCCCUGCCCCUCCUCAAUCCGCACCCUGCCCCUCGUAUCUCGCCCCCCUAUGCUUGGUUUCUCCCCUCCCUGCCCCUCGCCGCCUUUCUCCGCUCCCCACCUCCCCCCUCUCCCUGCUCCCCCACUCUCCCCCCCUUGCCCUUGGCUUCCUACCUCCCUGCCCCACCUUUCCCCCCUCCGUGUGCUCAGCUUCUCCCCUCCCUGCCCCUCCCUCCUCCCCGCCCUGCCCCUCAUUUUCCGCCCCCCCACGCCCGGUUUCUCCCCUCCCCGCGCCUCCCUUUCUUUCUCCGUGCCUCUCCUUUGCUCCCUCCCUGCCCCCGCCUGCCCAUGCCCCUGUCUUUGGCUUCUCCCCUCCCUGCCCCACGUUUCUUCCCUCCCUGCCCCCCCUCUGCCCCUCCCUUGUUUUCCCCUCACCCAUUGCUUCUCCCCUCCCUGCCCUUGAUUUCCCGCACCCCUGCCCUUGUUUCCUACCAUCCAUGCCCCUCGUUUCCCCCCUUUGUACGUUCAGCCUCUUCCCUCCCUGCCCCUCCCCUCCUCCCCCCCUGCCCUUUGCGUUCCCCUCGCUUACGCUCCCUUCUCCCCAUCCCUGCUGCCCUCUUGCCACCAUCAGCCCAUCCGCACCACCAGCCCCCCUCCCACCCUUCUCUCCCCCCCUCCCUUUCCCUCUCUCUCUCUCUCUCUCUCUCUUUCUCACACACACACGCACACUCCCCUCCCCCACCCCCCACCCACGUCCUCCCAUUCCGCCCCUCCCUGCCCCUUUCCCACCCCCUCGCACGCCCCUCACCUCCCACCUCCGUGCAACUGGUUUCCCCCCUAUGGUGCCUCCCUUGCAUCGCUCGCCCCUCUGCUCACCCUCUGCCCGCCCCUUUUCCGUGCCCUCAGCUGGCCCAGCCCCUGCCCGUUGCUGCCCCUCCCCUUGCCCCCUCAACUCCCCUGCCCCCCGUACACCCCAGUCCCAUCCAACCGCCCCCACCCUCCCCCGGCUGCCCGUUUCCGCUCUCCACCCCCGCGACCUCACACCCCCUGCCUCCUCAUGCCAUCCGCUCCCCCCCGCCCCCACCCUCCGCGUGCCCGCUCCCUUGCCGCCUCUUUUGACCCUCCCUGCCCCCCUCGCCGUUUCCCACCGCCCGCCAUUCGCUCCUCCCCGCCCGUGCGCUCCCCUCGUUUACCUUCUCCUCCCCCCUCCCCUCCUCUGCUGCACGCCUCUUCCUUCCCCUCGCCGACCCACUCCACUCCCUGCCCCUCCUCAAUCCGCACCCUGCCCCUCGUAUCUCGCCCCCCUAUGCUUGGUUUCUCCCCUCCCUGCCCCUCGCCGCCUUUCUCCGCUCCCCACCUCCCCCCUCUCCCUGCUCCCCCACUCUCCCCCCCUUGCCCUUGGCUUCCUACCUCCCUGCCCCACCUUUCCCCCCUCCGUGUGCUCAGCUUCUCCCCUCCCUGCCCCUCCCUCCUCCCCGCCCUGCCCCUCAUUUUCCGCCCCCCCACGCCCGGUUUCUCCCCUCCCCGCGCCUCCCUUUCUUUCUCCGUGCCUCUCCUUUGCUCCCUCCCUGCCCCCGCCUGCCCAUGCCCCUGUCUUUGGCUUCUCCCCUCCCUGCCCCACGUUUCUUCCCUCCCUGCCCCCCCUCUGCCCCUCCCUUGUUUUCCCCUCACCCAUUGCUUCUCCCCUCCCUGCCCUUGAUUUCCCGCACCCCUGCCCUUGUUUCCUACCAUCCAUGCCCCUCGUUUCCCCCCUUUGUACGUUCAGCCUCUUCCCUCCCUGCCCCUCCCCUCCUCCCCCCCUGCCCUUUGCGUUCCCCUCGCUACGCUCCCUUCUCCCCAUCCCUGCUGCCCUCUUGCCACCAUCAGCCCAUCCGCACCACCAGCCCCCCUCCCACCCUUCUCUCCCCCCUCCCUUCCCUCUCUCUCUCUCUCUCUCUCUCUCUCUCUCUCUUUCUCACACACACACGCACACUCCCCUCCCCCACCCCCCACCCACGUCCUCCCAUUCCGCCCCUCCCUGCCCCUUUCCCACCCCCUCGCACGCCCCUCACCUCCCACCUCCGUGCAACUGGUUUCCCCCCUAUGGUGCCUCCCUUGCAUCGCUCGCCCCGCUGCUCACCCUCUGCCCGCCCCUUUUCCGUGCCCUCAGCUGGCCCAGCCCCUGCCCGUUGCUGCCCCUCCCCUUGCCCCCUCAACUCCCCUGCCCCCCGUACACCCCAGUCCCAUCCAACCGCCCCCACCCUCCCCCGGCUGCCCGUUUCCGCUCUCCACCCCCGCGACCGUUCACACCCCCUGCCUCCUCAUGCCAUCCGCUCCCCCCCGCCCCCACCCUCCGCGUGCCCGCUCCCUUGCCGCCUCUUUUGACCCUCCCUGCCCCCCUCGCCGUUUCCCACCGCCCGCCAUUCGCUCCUCCCCGCCCGUGCGCUCCCCUCGUUUACCUUCUCCUCCCCCCUCCCCUCCUCUGCUGCACGCCUCUUCCUUCCCCUCGCCGACCCACUCCACUCCCUGCCCCUCCUCAAUCCGCACCCUGCCCCUCGUAUCUCGCCCCCCUAUGCUUGGUUUCUCCCCUCCCUGCCCCUCGCCGCCUUUCUCCGCUCCCCACCUCCCCCCUCUCCCUGCUCCCCCACUCUCCCCCCCUUGCCCUUGGCUUCCUACCUCCCUGCCCCACCUUUCCCCCCUCCGUGUGCUCAGCUUCUCCCCUCCCUGCCCCUCCCUCCUCCCCGCCCUGCCCCUCAUUUUCCGCCCCCCCACGCCCGGUUUCUCCCCUCCCCGCGCCUCCCUUUCUUUCUCCGUGCCUCUCCUUUGCUCCCUCCCUGCCCCCGCCUGCCCAUGCCCCUGUCUUUGGCUUCUCCCCUCCCUGCCCCACGUUUCUUCCCUCCCUGCCCCCCCUCUGCCCCUCCCUUGUUUUCCCCUCACCCAUUGCUUCUCCCCUCCCUGCCCUUGAUUUCCCGCACCCCUGCCCUUGUUUCCUACCAUCCAUGCCCCUCGUUUCCCCCCUUUGUACGUUCAGCCUCUUCCCUCCCUGCCCCUCCCCUCCUCCCCCCCUGCCCUUUGCGUUCCCCUCGUUACGCUCCCUUCUCCCCAUCCCUGCUGCCCUCUUGCCACCAUCAGCCCAUCCGCACCACCAGCCCCCCUCCCACCCUUCUCUCCCCCCCUCCCUUUCCCUCUCUCUCUCUCUCUCUCUCUCUCUCUCUCUCUUCUCACACACACACGCACACUCCCCUCCCCCACCCCCCACCCACGUCCUCCCAUUCCGCCCCUCCCUGCCCCUUUCCCACCCCCUCGCACGCCCCUCACCUCCCACCUCCGUGCAACUGGUUUCCCCCCUAUGGUGCCUCCCUUGCAUCGCUCGCCCCGCUGCUCACCCUCUGCCCGCCCCUUUUCCGUGCCCUCAGCUGGCCCAGCCCCUGCCCGUUGCUGCCCCUCCCCUUGCCCCCUCAACUCCCCUGCCCCCCGUACACCCCAGUCCCAUCCAACCGCCCCCACCCUCCCCCGGCUGCCCGUUUCCGCUCUCCACCCCCGCGACCGUUCACACCCCCUGCCUCCUCAUGCCAUCCGCUCCCCCCCGCCCCCACCCUCCGCGUGCCCGCUCCCUUGCCGCCUCUUUUGACCCUCCCUGCCCCCCUCGCCGUUUCCCACCGCCCGCCAUUCGCUCCUCCCCGCCCGUGCGCUCCCCUCGUUUACCUUCUCCUCCCCCCUUCCCCUCCUCUGCUGCACGCCUCUUCCUUCCCCUCGCCGACCCACUCCACUCCCUGCCCCUCCUCAAUCCGCACCCUGCCCCUCCUUCUCCCCUCCCUGCCCCUCCCUCCUCCCCGCCCUGCCCCUCAUUUUCCGCCCCCCCACGCCCGGUUUCUCCCCUCCCCGCGCCUCCCUUUCUUUCUCCGUGCCUCUCCUUUGCUCCCUCCCUGCCCCCGCCUGCCCAUGCCCCUGUCUUUGGCUUCUCCCCUCCCUGCCCCACGUUUCUUCCCUCCCUGCCCCCCCUCUGCCCCUCCCUUGUUUUCCCCUCACCCAUUGCUUCUCCCCUCCCUGCCCUUGAUUUCCCGCACCCCUGCCCUUGUUUCCUACCAUCCAUGCCCCUCGUUUCCCCCCUUUGUACGUUCAGCCUCUUCCCUCCCUGCCCCUCCCCUCCUCCCCCCCUGCCCUUUGCGUUCCCCUCGUUACGCUCCCUUCUCCCCAUCCCUGCUGCCCUCUUGCCACCAUCAGCCCAUCCGCACCACCAGCCCCCCUCCCACCCUUCUCUCCCCCCCUCCCUUUCCCUCUCUCUCUCUCUCUCUCUCUCUCUCUCUCUUUCUCACACACACACGCACACUCCCCUCCCCCACCCCCCACCCACGUCCUCCCAUUCCGCCCCUCCCUGCCCCUUUCCCACCCCCUCGCACGCCCCUCACCUCCCACCUCCGUGCAACUGGUUUCCCCCCUAUGGUGCCUCCCUUGCAUCGCUCGCCCCUCUGCUCACCCUCUGCCCGCCCCUUUUCCGUGCCCUCAGCUGGCCCAGCCCCUGCCCGUUGCUGCCCCUCCCCUUGCCCCCUCAACUCCCCUGCUCCCCGUACACCCCAGUCCCAUCCAACCGCCCCCACCCUCCCCCGGCUGCCCGUUUCCGCUCUCCACCCCCGCGACCGUUCACACCCCCUGCCUCCUCAUGCCAUCCGCUCCCCCCCGCCCCCACCCUCCGCGUGCCCGCUCCCUUGCCGCCUCUUUUGACCCUCCCUGCCCCCCUCGCCGUUUCCCACCGCCCGCCAUUCGCUCCUCCCCGCCCGUGCGCUCCCCUCGUUUACCUUCUCCUCCCCCCUCCCCUCCUCUGCUGCACGCCUCUUCCUUCCCCUCGCCGACCCACUCCACUCCCUGCCCCUCCUCAAUCCGCACCCUGCCCCUCGUAUCUCGCCCCCCUAUGCUUGGUUUCUCCCCUCCCUGCCCCUCGCCGCCUUUCUCCGCUCCCCACCUCCCCCCUCUCCCUGCUCCCCCACUCUCCCCCCCUUGCCCUUGGCUUCCUACCUCCCUGCCCCACCUUUCCCCCCUCCGUGUGCUCAGCUUCUCCCCUCCCUGCCCCUCCCUCCUCCCCGCCCUGCCCCUCAUUUUCCGCCCCCCCACGCCCGGUUUCUCCCCUCCCCGCGCCUCCCUUUCUUUCUCCGUGCCUCUCCUUUGCUCCCUCCCUGCCCCCGCCUGCCCAUGCCCCUGUCUUUGGCUUCUCCCCUCCCUGCCCCACGUUUCUUCCCUCCCUGCCCCCCCUCUGCCCCUCCCUUGUUUUCCCCUCACCCAUUGCUUCUCCCCUCCCUGCCCUUGAUUUCCCGCACCCCUGCCCUUGUUUCCUACCAUCCAUGCCCCUCGUUUCCCCCCUUUGUACGUUCAGCCUCUUCCCUCCCUGCCCCUCCCCUCCUCCCCCCCUGCCCUUUGCGUUCCCCUCGCUUACGCUCCCUUCUCCCCAUCCCUGCUGCCCUCUUGCCACCAUCAGCCCAUCCGCACCACCAGCCCCCCUCCCACCCUUCUCUCCCCCCCUCCCUUUCCCUCUCUCUCUCUCUCUCUCUCUCUUUCUCACACACACACGCACACUCCCCUCCCCCACCCCCCACCCACGUCCUCCCAUUCCGCCCCUCCCUGCCCCUUUCCCACCCCCUCGCACGCCCCUCACCUCCCACCUCCGUGCAACUGGUUUCCCCCCUAUGGUGCCUCCCUUGCAUCGCUCGCCCCUCUGCUCACCCUCUGCCCGCCCCUUUUCCGUGCCCUCAGCUGGCCCAGCCCCUGCCCGUUGCUGCCCCUCCCCUUGCCCCCUCAACUCCCCUGCCCCCCGUACACCCCAGUCCCAUCCAACCGCCCCCACCCUCCCCCGGCUGCCCGUUUCCGCUCUCCACCCCCGCGACCUCACACCCCCUGCCUCCUCAUGCCAUCCGCUCCCCCCCGCCCCCACCCUCCGCGUGCCCGCUCCCUUGCCGCCUCUUUUGACCCUCCCUGCCCCCCUCGCCGUUUCCCACCGCCCGCCAUUCGCUCCUCCCCGCCCGUGCGCUCCCCUCGUUUACCUUCUCCUCCCCCCUCCCCUCCUCUGCUGCACGCCUCUUCCUUCCCCUCGCCGACCCACUCCACUCCCUGCCCCUCCUCAAUCCGCACCCUGCCCCUCGUAUCUCGCCCCCCUAUGCUUGGUUUCUCCCCUCCCUGCCCCUCGCCGCCUUUCUCCGCUCCCCACCUCCCCCCUCUCCCUGCUCCCCCACUCUCCCCCCCUUGCCCUUGGCUUCCUACCUCCCUGCCCCACCUUUCCCCCCUCCGUGUGCUCAGCUUCUCCCCUCCCUGCCCCUCCCUCCUCCCCGCCCUGCCCCUCAUUUUCCGCCCCCCCACGCCCGGUUUCUCCCCUCCCCGCGCCUCCCUUUCUUUCUCCGUGCCUCUCCUUUGCUCCCUCCCUGCCCCCGCCUGCCCAUGCCCCUGUCUUUGGCUUCUCCCCUCCCUGCCCCACGUUUCUUCCCUCCCUGCCCCCCCUCUGCCCCUCCCUUGUUUUCCCCUCACCCAUUGCUUCUCCCCUCCCUGCCCUUGAUUUCCCGCACCCCUGCCCUUGUUUCCUACCAUCCAUGCCCCUCGUUUCCCCCCUUUGUACGUUCAGCCUCUUCCCUCCCUGCCCCUCCCCUCCUCCCCCCCUGCCCUUUGCGUUCCCCUCGUUACGCUCCCUUCUCCCCAUCCCUGCUGCCCUCUUGCCACCAUCAGCCCAUCCGCACCACCAGCCCCCCUCCCACCCUUCUCUCCCCCCCUCCCUUUCCCUCUCUCUCUCUCUCUCUCUCUCUUUCUCACACACACACGCACACUCCCCUCCCCCACCCCCCACCCACGUCCUCCCAUUCCGCCCCUCCCUGCCCCUUUCCCACCCCCUCGCACGCCCCUCACCUCCCACCUCCGUGCAACUGGUUUCCCCCCUAUGGUGCCUCCCUUGCAUCGCUCGCCCCUCUGCUCACCCUCUGCCCGCCCCUUUUCCGUGCCCUCAGCUGGCCCAGCCCCUGCCCGUUGCUGCCCCUCCCCUUGCCCCCUCAACUCCCCUGCCCCCCGUACACCCCAGUCCCAUCCAACCGCCCCCACCCUCCCCCGGCUGCCCGUUUCCGCUCUCCACCCCCGCGACCGUGUGCGGCUUCCAACCGCCCAACGGUGGUGCGCACGGGGCGUUUCUUCGCACGGGCAAGCCUCCCCGGGGGGCCCCCACCCCGCUGAGUCGUUUCACACCCCCUGCCUCCUCAUGCCAUCCGCUCCCCCCCGCCCCCACCCUCCGCGUGCCCGCUCCCUUGCCGCCUCUUUUGACCCUCCCUGCCCCCCUCGCCGUUUCCCACCGCCCGCCAUUCGCUCCUCCCCGCCCGUGCGCUCCCCUCGUUUACCUUCUCCUCCCCCCUCCCCUCCUCUGCUGCACGCCUCUUCCUUCCCCUCGCCGACCCACUCCACUCCCUGCCCCUCCUCAAUCCGCACCCUGCCCCUCGUAUCUCGCCCCCCUAUGCUUGGUUUCUCCCCUCCCUGCCCCUCGCCGCCUUUCUCCGCUCCCCACCUCCCCCCUCUCCCUGCUCCCCCACUCUCCCCCCCUUGCCCUUGGCUUCCUACCUCCCUGCCCCACCUUUCCCCCCUCCGUGUGCUCAGCUUCUCCCCUCCCUGCCCCUCCCUCCUCCCCGCCCUGCCCCUCAUUUUCCGCCCCCCCACGCCCGGUUUCUCCCCUCCCCGCGCCUCCCUUUCUUUCUCCGUGCCUCUCCUUUGCUCCCUCCCUGCCCCCGCCUGCCCAUGCCCCUGUCUUUGGCUUCUCCCCUCCCUGCCCCACGUUUCUUCCCUCCCUGCCCCCCCUCUGCCCCUCCCUUGUUUUCCCCUCACCCAUUGCUUCUCCCCUCCCUGCCCUUGAUUUCCCGCACCCCUGCCCUUGUUUCCUACCAUCCAUGCCCCUCGUUUCCCCCCUUUGUACGUUCAGCCUCUUCCCUCCCUGCCCCUCCCCUCCUCCCCCCCUGCCCUUUGCGUUCCCCUCGCUACGCUCCCUUCUCCCCAUCCCUGCUGCCCUCUUGCCACCAUCAGCCCAUCCGCACCACCAGCCCCCCUCCCACCCUUCUCUCCCCCCCUCCCUUUCCCUCUCUCUCUCUCUCUCUCUCUCUCUUUCUCACACACACACGCACACUCCCCUCCCCCACCCCCCACCCACGUCCUCCCAUUCCGCCCCUCCCUGCCCCUUUCCCACCCCCUCGCACGCCCCUCACCUCCCACCUCCGUGCAACUGGUUUCCCCCCUAUGGUGCCUCCCUUGCAUCGCUCGCCCCGCUGCUCACCCUCUGCCCGCCCCUUUUCCGUGCCCUCAGCUGGCCCAGCCCCUGCCCGUUGCUGCCCCUCCCCUUGCCCCCUCAACUCCCCUGCCCCCCGUACACCCCAGUCCCAUCCAACCGCCCCCACCCUCCCCCGGCUGCCCGUUUCCGCUCUCCACCCCCGCGACCGUUCACACCCCCUGCCUCCUCAUGCCAUCCGCUCCCCCCCGCCCCCACCCUCCGCGUGCCCGCUCCCUUGCCGCCUCUUUUGACCCUCCCUGCCCCCCUCGCCGUUUCCCACCGCCCGCCAUUCGCUCCUCCCCGCCCGUGCGCUCCCCUCGUUUACCUUCUCCUCCCCCCUCCCCUCCUCUGCUGCACGCCUCUUCCUUCCCCUCGCCGACCCACUCCACUCCCUGCCCCUCCUCAAUCCGCACCCUGCCCCUCGUAUCUCGCCCCCCUAUGCUUGGUUUCUCCCCUCCCUGCCCCUCGCCGCCUUUCUCCGCUCCCCACCUCCCCCCUCUCCCUGCUCCCCCACUCUCCCCCCCUUGCCCUUGGCUUCCUACCUCCCUGCCCCACCUUUCCCCCCUCCGUGUGCUCAGCUUCUCCCCUCCCUGCCCCUCCCUCCUCCCCGCCCUGCCCCUCAUUUUCCGCCCCCCCACGCCCGGUUUCUCCCCUCCCCGCGCCUCCCUUUCUUUCUCCGUGCCUCUCCUUUGCUCCCUCCCUGCCCCCGCCUGCCCAUGCCCCUGUCUUUGGCUUCUCCCCUCCCUGCCCCACGUUUCUUCCCUCCCUGCCCCCCCUCUGCCCCUCCCUUGUUUUCCCCUCACCCAUUGCUUCUCCCCUCCCUGCCCUUGAUUUCCCGCACCCCUGCCCUUGUUUCCUACCAUCCAUGCCCCUCGUUUCCCCCCUUUGUACGUUCAGCCUCUUCCCUCCCUGCCCCUCCCCUCCUCCCCCCCUGCCCUUUGCGUUCCCCUCGUUACGCUCCCUUCUCCCCAUCCCUGCUGCCCUCUUGCCACCAUCAGCCCAUCCGCACCACCAGCCCCCCUCCCACCCUUCUCUCCCCCCUCCCUUCCCUCUCUCUCUCUCUCUCUCUCUCUCUCUCUCUCUCUUUCUCACACACACACGCACACUCCCCUCCCCCACCCCCCACCCACGUCCUCCCAUUCCGCCCCUCCCUGCCCCUUUCCCACCCCCUCGCACGCCCCUCACCUCCCACCUCCGUGCAACUGGUUUCCCCCCUAUGGUGCCUCCCUUGCAUCGCUCGCCCCGCUGCUCACCCUCUGCCCGCCCCUUUUCCGUGCCCUCAGCUGGCCCAGCCCCUGCCCGUUGCUGCCCCUCCCCUUGCCCCCUCAACUCCCCUGCCCCCCGUACACCCCAGUCCCAUCCAACCGCCCCCACCCUCCCCCGGCUGCCCGUUUCCGCUCUCCACCCCCGCGACCUCACACCCCCUGCCUCCUCAUGCCAUCCGCUCCCCCCCGCCCCCACCCUCCGCGUGCCCGCUCCCUUGCCGCCUCUUUUGACCCUCCCUGCCCCCCUCGCCGUUUCCCACCGCCCGCCAUUCGCUCCUCCCCGCCCGUGCGCUCCCCUCGUUUACCUUCUCCUCCCCCCUCCCCUCCUCUGCUGCACGCCUCUUCCUUCCCCUCGCCGACCCACUCCACUCCCUGCCCCUCCUCAAUCCGCACCCUGCCCCUCGUAUCUCGCCCCCCUAUGCUUGGUUUCUCCCCUCCCUGCCCCUCGCCGCCUUUCUCCGCUCCCCACCUCCCCCCUCUCCCUGCUCCCCCACUCUCCCCCCCUUGCCCUUGGCUUCCUACCUCCCUGCCCCACCUUUCCCCCCUCCGUGUGCUCAGCUUCUCCCCUCCCUGCCCCUCCCUCCUCCCCGCCCUGCCCCUCAUUUUCCGCCCCCCCACGCCCGGUUUCUCCCCUCCCCGCGCCUCCCUUUCUUUCUCCGUGCCUCUCCUUUGCUCCCUCCCUGCCCCCGCCUGCCCAUGCCCCUGUCUUUGGCUUCUCCCCUCCCUGCCCCACGUUUCUUCCCUCCCUGCCCCCCCUCUGCCCCUCCCUUGUUUUCCCCUCACCCAUUGCUUCUCCCCUCCCUGCCCUUGAUUUCCCGCACCCCUGCCCUUGUUUCCUACCAUCCAUGCCCCUCGUUUCCCCCCUUUGUACGUUCAGCCUCUUCCCUCCCUGCCCCUCCCCUCCUCCCCCCCUGCCCUUUGCGUUCCCCUCGUUACGCUCCCUUCUCCCCAUCCCUGCUGCCCUCUUGCCACCAUCAGCCCAUCCGCACCACCAGCCCCCCUCCCACCCUUCUCUCCCCCCCUCCCUUUCCCUCUCUCUCUCUCUCUCUCUCUCUCUCUCUCUCUCUCUUUCUCACACACACACGCACACUCCCCUCCCCCACCCCCCACCCACGUCCUCCCAUUCCGCCCCUCCCUGCCCCUUUCCCACCCCCUCGCACGCCCCUCACCUCCCACCUCCGUGCAACUGGUUUCCCCCCUAUGGUGCCUCCCUUGCAUCGCUCGCCCCGCUGCUCACCCUCUGCCCGCCCCUUUUCCGUGCCCUCAGCUGGCCCAGCCCCUGCCCGUUGCUGCCCCUCCCCUUGCCCCCUCAACUCCCCUGCCCCCCGUACACCCCAGUCCCAUCCAACCGCCCCCACCCUCCCCCGGCUGCCCGUUUCCGCUCUCCACCCCCGCGACCGUUCACACCCCCUGCCUCCUCAUGCCAUCCGCUCCCCCCCGCCCCCACCCUCCGCGUGCCCGCUCCCUUGCCGCCUCUUUUGACCCUCCCUGCCCCCCUCGCCGUUUCCCACCGCCCGCCAUUCGCUCCUCCCCGCCCGUGCGCUCCCCUCGUUUACCUUCUCCUCCCCCCUCCCCUCCUCUGCUGCACGCCUCUUCCUUCCCCUCGCCGACCCACUCCACUCCCUGCCCCUCCUCAAUCCGCACCCUGCCCCUCGUAUCUCGCCCCCCUAUGCUUGGUUUCUCCCCUCCCUGCCCCUCGCCGCCUUUCUCCGCUCCCCACCUCCCCCCUCUCCCUGCUCCCCCACUCUCCCCCCCUUGCCCUUGGCUUCCUACCUCCCUGCCCCACCUUUCCCCCCUCCGUGUGCUCAGCUUCUCCCCUCCCUGCCCCUCCCUCCUCCCCGCCCUGCCCCUCAUUUUCCGCCCCCCCACGCCCGGUUUCUCCCCUCCCCGCGCCUCCCUUUCUUUCUCCGUGCCUCUCCUUUGCUCCCUCCCUGCCCCCGCCUGCCCAUGCCCCUGUCUUUGGCUUCUCCCCUCCCUGCCCCACGUUUCUUCCCUCCCUGCCCCCCCUCUGCCCCUCCCUUGUUUUCCCCUCACCCAUUGCUUCUCCCCUCCCUGCCCUUGAUUUCCCGCACCCCUGCCCUUGUUUCCUACCAUCCAUGCCCCUCGUUUCCCCCCUUUGUACGUUCAGCCUCUUCCCUCCCUGCCCCUCCCCUCCUCCCCCCCUGCCCUUUGCGUUCCCCUCGCUUACGCUCCCUUCUCCCCAUCCCUGCUGCCCUCUUGCCACCAUCAGCCCAUCCGCACCACCAGCCCCCCUCCCACCCUUCUCUCCCCCCCUCCCUUUCCCUCUCUCUCUCUCUCUCUCUCUCUCUCUUUCUCACACACACACGCACACUCCCCUCCCCCACCCCCCACCCACGUCCUCCCAUUCCGCCCCUCCCUGCCCCUUUCCCACCCCCUCGCACGCCCCUCACCUCCCACCUCCGUGCAACUGGUUUCCCCCCUAUGGUGCCUCCCUUGCAUCGCUCGCCCCUCUGCUCACCCUCUGCCCGCCCCUUUUCCGUGCCCUCAGCUGGCCCAGCCCCUGCCCGUUGCUGCCCCUCCCCUUGCCCCCUCAACUCCCCUGCCCCCCGUACACCCCAGUCCCAUCCAACCGCCCCCACCCUCCCCCGGCUGCCCGUUUCCGCUCUCCACCCCCGCGACCGUUCACACCCCCUGCCUCCUCAUGCCAUCCGCUCCCCCCCGCCCCCACCCUCCGCGUGCCCGCUCCCUUGCCGCCUCUUUUGACCCUCCCUGCCCCCCUCGCCGUUUCCCACCGCCCGCCAUUCGCUCCUCCCCGCCCGUGCGCUCCCCUCGUUUACCUUCUCCUCCCCCCUCCCCUCCUCUGCUGCACGCCUCUUCCUUCCCCUCGCCGACCCACUCCACUCCCUGCCCCUCCUCAAUCCGCACCCUGCCCCUCGUAUCUCGCCCCCCUAUGCUUGGUUUCUCCCCUCCCUGCCCCUCGCCGCCUUUCUCCGCUCCCCACCUCCCCCCUCUCCCUGCUCCCCCACUCUCCCCCCCUUGCCCUUGGCUUCCUACCUCCCUGCCCCACCUUUCCCCCCUCCGUGUGCUCAGCUUCUCCCCUCCCUGCCCCUCCCUCCUCCCCGCCCUGCCCCUCAUUUUCCGCCCCCCCACGCCCGGUUUCUCCCCUCCCCGCGCCUCCCUUUCUUUCUCCGUGCCUCUCCUUUGCUCCCUCCCUGCCCCCGCCUGCCCAUGCCCCUGUCUUUGGCUUCUCCCCUCCCUGCCCCACGUUUCUUCCCUCCCUGCCCCCCCUCUGCCCCUCCCUUGUUUUCCCCUCACCCAUUGCUUCUCCCCUCCCUGCCCUUGAUUUCCCGCACCCCUGCCCUUGUUUCCUACCAUCCAUGCCCCUCGUUUCCCCCCUUUGUACGUUCAGCCUCUUCCCUCCCUGCCCCUCCCCUCCUCCCCCCCUGCCCUUUGCGUUCCCCUCGCUACGCUCCCUUCUCCCCAUCCCUGCUGCCCUCUUGCCACCAUCAGCCCAUCCGCACCACCAGCCCCCCUCCCACCCUUCUCUCCCCCCCUCCCUUUCCCUCUCUCUCUCUCUCUCUCUCUCUUUCUCACACACACACGCACACUCCCCUCCCCCACCCCCCACCCACGUCCUCCCAUUCCGCCCCUCCCUGCCCCUUUCCCACCCCCUCGCACGCCCCUCACCUCCCACCUCCGUGCAACUGGUUUCCCCCCUAUGGUGCCUCCCUUGCAUCGCUCGCCCCGCUGCUCACCCUCUGCCCGCCCCUUUUCCGUGCCCUCAGCUGGCCCAGCCCCUGCCCGUUGCUGCCCCUCCCCUUGCCCCCUCAACUCCCCUGCCCCCCGUACACCCCAGUCCCAUCCAACCGCCCCCACCCUCCCCCGGCUGCCCGUUUCCGCUCUCCACCCCCGCGACCGUGUGCGGCUUCCAACCGCCCAACGGUGGUGCGCACGGGGCGUUUCUUCGCACGGGCAAGCCUCCCCGGGGGGCCCCCACCCCGCUGAGUCGUUUCACACCCCCUGCCUCCUCAUGCCAUCCGCUCCCCCCCGCCCCCACCCUCCGCGUGCCCGCUCCCUUGCCGCCUCUUUUGACCCUCCCUGCCCCCCUCGCCGUUUCCCACCGCCCGCCAUUCGCUCCUCCCCGCCCGUGCGCUCCCCUCGUUUACCUUCUCCUCCCCCCUCCCCUCCUCUGCUGCACGCCUCUUCCUUCCCCUCGCCGACCCACUCCACUCCCUGCCCCUCCUCAAUCCGCACCCUGCCCCUCGUAUCUCGCCCCCCUAUGCUUGGUUUCUCCCCUCCCUGCCCCUCGCCGCCUUUCUCCGCUCCCCACCUCCCCCCUCUCCCUGCUCCCCCACUCUCCCCCCCUUGCCCUUGGCUUCCUACCUCCCUGCCCCACCUUUCCCCCCUCCGUGUGCUCAGCUUCUCCCCUCCCUGCCCCUCCCUCCUCCCCGCCCUGCCCCUCAUUUUCCGCCCCCCCACGCCCGGUUUCUCCCCUCCCCGCGCCUCCCUUUCUUUCUCCGUGCCUCUCCUUUGCUCCCUCCCUGCCCCCGCCUGCCCAUGCCCCUGUCUUUGGCUUCUCCCCUCCCUGCCCCACGUUUCUUCCCUCCCUGCCCCCCCUCUGCCCCUCCCUUGUUUUCCCCUCACCCAUUGCUUCUCCCCUCCCUGCCCUUGAUUUCCCGCACCCCUGCCCUUGUUUCCUACCAUCCAUGCCCCUCGUUUCCCCCCUUUGUACGUUCAGCCUCUUCCCUCCCUGCCCCUCCCCUCCUCCCCCCCUGCCCUUUGCGUUCCCCUCGUUACGCUCCCUUCUCCCCAUCCCUGCUGCCCUCUUGCCACCAUCAGCCCAUCCGCACCACCAGCCCCCCUCCCACCCUUCUCUCCCCCCCCUCCUUCCCUCUCUCUCUCUCUCUCUCUCUCUCUCUCUCUCUUUCUCACACACACACGCACACUCCCCUCCCCCACCCCCCACCCACGUCCUCCCAUUCCGCCCCUCCCUGCCCCUUUCCCACCCCCUCGCACGCCCCUCACCUCCCACCUCCGUGCAACUGGUUUCCCCCCUAUGGUGCCUCCCUUGCAUCGCUCGCCCCGCUGCUCACCCUCUGCCCGCCCCUUUUCCGUGCCCUCAGCUGGCCCAGCCCCUGCCCGUUGCUGCCCCUCCCCUUGCCCCCUCAACUCCCCUGCCCCCCGUACACCCCAGUCCCAUCCAACCGCCCCCACCCUCCCCCGGCUGCCCGUUUCCGCUCUCCACCCCCGCGACCGUGUGCGGCUUCCAACCGCCCAACGGUGGUGCGCACGGGGCGUUUCUUCGCACGGGCAAGCCUCCCCGGGGGGCCCCCACCCCGCUGAGUCGUUUCACACCCCCUGCCUCCUCAUGCCAUCCGCUCCCCCCCGCCCCCACCCUCCGCGUGCCCGCUCCCUUGCCGCCUCUUUUGACCCUCCCUGCCCCCCUCGCCGUUUCCCACCGCCCGCCAUUCGCUCCUCCCCGCCCGUGCGCUCCCCUCGUUUACCUUCUCCUCCCCCCUCCCCUCCUCUGCUGCACGCCUCUUCCUUCCCCUCGCCGACCCACUCCACUCCCUGCCCCUCCUCAAUCCGCACCCUGCCCCUCGUAUCUCGCCCCCCUAUGCUUGGUUUCUCCCCUCCCUGCCCCUCGCCGCCUUUCUCCGCUCCCCACCUCCCCCCUCUCCCUGCUCCCCCACUCUCCCCCCCUUGCCCUUGGCUUCCUACCUCCCUGCCCCACCUUUCCCCCCUCCGUGUGCUCAGCUUCUCCCCUCCCUGCCCCUCCCUCCUCCCCGCCCUGCCCCUCAUUUUCCGCCCCCCCACGCCCGGUUUCUCCCCUCCCCGCGCCUCCCUUUCUUUCUCCGUGCCUCUCCUUUGCUCCCUCCCUGCCCCCGCCUGCCCAUGCCCCUGUCUUUGGCUUCUCCCCUCCCUGCCCCACGUUUCUUCCCUCCCUGCCCCCCCUCUGCCCCUCCCUUGUUUUCCCCUCACCCAUUGCUUCUCCCCUCCCUGCCCUUGAUUUCCCGCACCCCUGCCCUUGUUUCCUACCAUCCAUGCCCCUCGUUUCCCCCCUUUGUACGUUCAGCCUCUUCCCUCCCUGCCCCUCCCCUCCUCCCCCCCUGCCCUUUGCGUUCCCCUCGCUACGCUCCCUUCUCCCCAUCCCUGCUGCCCUCUUGCCACCAUCAGCCCAUCCGCACCACCAGCCCCCCUCCCACCCUUCUCUCCCCCCCUCCCUUUCCCUCUCUCUCUCUCUCUCUCUCUCUCUCUCUCUUUCUCACACACACACGCACACUCCCCUCCCCCACCCCCCACCCACGUCCUCCCAUUCCGCCCCUCCCUGCCCCUUUCCCACCCCCUCGCACGCCCCUCACCUCCCACCUCCGUGCAACUGGUUUCCCCCCUAUGGUGCCUCCCUUGCAUCGCUCGCCCCUCUGCUCACCCUCUGCCCGCCCCUUUUCCGUGCCCUCAGCUGGCCCAGCCCCUGCCCGUUGCUGCCCCUCCCCUUGCCCCCUCAACUCCCCUGCCCCCCGUACACCCCAGUCCCAUCCAACCGCCCCCACCCUCCCCCGGCUGCCCGUUUCCGCUCUCCACCCCCGCGACCGUGUGCGGCUUCCAACCGCCCAACGGUGGUGCGCACGGGGCGUUUCUUCGCACGGGCAAGCCUCCCCGGGGGGCCCCCACCCCGCUGA
Messenger RNA from Closterium sp. Naga37s-1, 34815 nucleotides. The record is from the annotation of a GenBank genome assembly. Lineage: Eukaryota; Viridiplantae; Streptophyta; Zygnematophyceae; Desmidiales; Closteriaceae.